Molecule: messenger RNA, 2121 nt
Organism: Moneuplotes crassus
Lineage: Eukaryota; Ciliophora; Spirotrichea; Euplotida; Euplotidae
Source: the annotation of a GenBank genome assembly
GAUUUCUUAAAAUUGGAAUGUGAGCCUUCAUGAAAAAGAAAUCUGGCAACCAGAAGUGCCAGAAGUGAGGCAAGAGAGGCCAUUGGACUUAUGAGUGUACUAAUGAACGUCAGUAUCUCUACAGAGCUUCCAGGACUGAGAUGCUGAAAAAUCCAGAACUCAAGCCUGACUAUGAUUUUGAAAAACCUCCUAAAGGGCCAAAAAGAACUGAUUGGGACUACAGAAGAGGUGUUCCCAAGAGUUCAUCUUCUGAAUCAGGAAGUAGAAGCUCAUCAUCUUCUUCCUCAGAUGUUGAGCUUACAGAAAAGGAUAAAAGAAAAUUAAUGAAAAUGGCAGCAGAAGGAAAAAUGUCUCUUAGUUCAAAUAGUUCAAGCUCCUCGUCUCGCUCUUCCAGCAGUUCGUCUAGCUCAUCUUCACAAAGCGAAGAUAAAAAGAAGAGAAAGAAGAGGAGCAAUAAAAAGAGGAAGAAAUCUAAAAGAUCCAAGAAAAGGAGAAAAUCUUCAAGUGGCUCAAGAAGCUCAGUAAGCAAUGAGUCAGAUAUUAGUCAUAAAAAGAAUAAAUCUAGACCUGUAAAAUCAAAAUCUCCGAUCUCUCAGAGAUCGAAGGGUUCAAGGUCAAUAUCUCCUGUAAAAUCUCCUGUGAAAUCUCCUGUAAAAUCUCCUGUAAAAUCUCCUGUGAAGUCUCCUGUAAAAUCUCCUGUGAAGUCUCCUGUAAAAUCUCCUGUAAACUCCCCUGUGAAAUCCCCUCUUAACUCGCCUAAAGAGAAUAAGAAAUUGGAUAAACCCCUUGAAAGGAAGUCUCCAGAGAAGGUCCAAAAUCCUGAAGAGAGCAAGGCUCCAAAUAGAAGUCCAUCAAGAUCUUCAAGAAGUAGUCACAGAAGUGGUUCUUCUUCUAGUGACAUAGAAGUAGCAGAUUCAAAAGAAGAUAAGAAGUCUGAAAGGUCAAGGAAAUCUUCAAAAUCGUCCAGAUCUGCCAAGUCUAGAAGUCUGAGUAGUAGGAGUAGAAGUAGUGAUAGAAAACAUCGCCGUAGAAGAAGAGAUUCCAGAGAUCGCGACACAAAAAGGAGAGAUGACUCUUAUAACAGAAGGGGUGACUCUUACGAUAGAAGAAGAGACAGAAGAGAUUAUCAUAGAAGAGAUAGAAGGGACAGCAGAGAUCGCAGAGACCGUAGAGAUUAUAGAAGAGACCGCAGAACCCCAAAACCCCAAAACCCCAAAACCCCUUUAAAAUAGCAAAUAUUGAAAGUGCCUGACUUUAUAUUUCGUUAUCGUUCAAUUUAUCUUCAUACAUUCUAUCAUUGUCGUCUCCGAACUCAGCACUUGAUAUGACUUUUAUGGUCCUUUGUUCUAUAGUUCCUUUUUCUGGUUGAUUUGCUUGGGUGUGCUCACUGCUAUCUUUUUCCUUCUCUUCAUCAGAUUCAAUACAAGAAACGACAUUAAAUUUAUCAGAGCUCUCUGUACUGCAAGAUGCCGAUGGCUGACUUAUCUUCUUAGGAGCAAACUUCUUUUUAAUGACCCUCCCUUGGUAUUUGCUCCUAUCAGGCUUUAUCUUUUUGACAAUUUUAGGCUUUUCUGGUUUUACCUUCUUUGGCUUAGGUUCUUUAAUCUUCUUCUCUUUUGGCUUCGACUUUUUAGCAGGUUUCCUUUCUUUCUUGGCUUUAGCAGCUCCUUUUUGGACUGAGUCCUUCUUGCCACUCUUAUGAUUCCCCUUCUCAUCAAAGUUUUUAACGUUUUGACUACUUUUAUCUUCCUUUUUCUUCGAUUUUGAACUAGUUUUAGACAUCAGUCUGUUCUUACUAGAUAUUCUUGGAUUGCUCUGGUUAAGAAUAUCAUCAACCAUGACGUUAUGGUUCUCCAUAGAGACGCAUUUCUGGAGUUCAGCUAUAUUGACCUCAUCCUUCAAGUCCUCUGUGACUUUCUCAAUAGAGGUGUCUACUUCAAUAGAUUUCCUAUCUACCUUGGAUUUAUUUUCUCUGGAUUUUGGAAUUUUACUCUGUUCUUUCUUCUUAGUUCUUUCCUUGGAUUUUGAUGAGGCUUUCUUCUUCUGAUCUGGGCUAAUAUCCCGCUUUUUCUUGCCAUCCUUGUCACCUUUCUUCUCUGAUUUAGUUUGUUGACUUUGUAA